Messenger RNA from Pichia membranifaciens NRRL Y-2026, 813 nucleotides. RefSeq lists its product as hypothetical. Gene Ontology annotation, cellular component: mediator complex; core mediator complex. Lineage: Eukaryota; Fungi; Ascomycota; Pichiomycetes; Pichiales; Pichiaceae. The annotation marks the transcript as partial. The transcript has 2 exons. Gene Ontology annotation, biological process: regulation of transcription by RNA polymerase II; termination of RNA polymerase II transcription. The record is from RefSeq and is a predicted model, not a curated record. Gene Ontology annotation, molecular function: transcription coregulator activity.
GUCGUCUAUCGGGAGCAAACGAACUGUGUGCAUGCUGAUUGGAAAAUCCUUACAAUGGUCCAGCAACUUUCGUUAACUGCCCAGGUUGCCAGCCCAAGAAUAGAGCGAUUACUUCUCACAUUAGAGACGCUAACCGGUAACAUAUGUUCUCCAAUGCACCAGCAUUCGGUGAUUUUGAAACCCAGAUAUCCUUUCACGCCAGAACCAAUACCGGGUAAGUUUAUUCAAAUAGAAAGCUAUAGAAUUAGGAUGAACCGGAUCUGGGAAAAAGGCUUUCCCAAAGAAUUUUUGAACAAGGACGAAAAAGAGAACGAGGCGGAUGUUUUCGGAGAAUCUAUAACUAAACCAAACCCAAACGUCAACUCAUCGAUAUGGACACUGCAGCUUACAGAUAUACCUGCUGGAGGUAAGAAUUCAGUACUUAUUCAAAAUAUAUAUGAAACCACAAUCUAUCAAACAGAUGAUGUCAUUGGAUAUCUUGACGAGUUGGGAUACAUGCAUGAAGCUGAGUUUUGGACGGACGGUGUGCGCUUUUACUAUGGAAAUGUUAUAAUUGAGCUAUCCCGUUUAUAUAUAAAGGCAGACGAAAUGGUGAUCGACCCAGUGGAAGAUUCUGAAACCUCGAAACUUAGCUUAUUAGACCCAACCGGAACGUGCCACGUAAAGGCGUACGUCAAUGUUGGUGCCCUCAACGACCUAGAAAGUGCUGCAAUAGGGAUAAAGCAACUAGAAUCCUUGAAAAAGGAAUUGUCGGAAAUCGUCGAGUUGCAUAUUCCUGACAGAACUGCGAUGGACAGCAGAAUAAACUCGAGA